Molecule: messenger RNA, 786 nt
Organism: Tetrahymena thermophila SB210
Lineage: Eukaryota; Ciliophora; Oligohymenophorea; Hymenostomatida; Tetrahymenidae
Product: dihydropteridine reductase, putative
Exons: 2
Biological process (GO): L-phenylalanine catabolic process; tetrahydrobiopterin biosynthetic process
Cellular component (GO): cytoplasm
Molecular function (GO): 6,7-dihydropteridine reductase activity; NADH binding; NADPH binding
Source: RefSeq, a predicted model, not a curated record
AUGAAUAAGAGAGAAGUGAAGUUAUUCGAUAUAGCUAAAAGAUUCAGAAAUCUUAAGUAUAAGCUAACUAACUUUUACGAAUACUAGUUAAAGGUUAAUUAUAAGCAUAUAUUGAUAGUAGGAGAUACUCAUACAUUCUUGGGUUAAGAAGUCAUUAAUAGAUUUAAAGAAACUUGGUAGAUUGCUAACAUAGAUUCUAAGAUUAAUGAUUAAUGCAAUUUCAAUUUCUAAAUGUAAUUUAAUGAAGCCAACAGACCUCCUCUAAGUAAGGAAUAGGUUGAGCAAUUAGAAGAAAAAUUAUAAGCAUUUUCUAAACACUAUGAAUGCAUUUUGUUCCUUCCUUAACAAUAUAACAUUAAAAAUGAUAUUAAAAAUGAAUCUAUUUUCUAAGAGUAUGAAUAAGAAAGAGCUUCUAAUGUAGAACCUGCAAUUUUAGCUUCUUAUUUGGCUACCAAAUAUUUAACCAAUAACGGGUCUUUAAUAUUCUUAGGAGAUUAUUAAAGUUUUUCAAAUCCUAGUUAAGAAUAAAUUACUUAUGGCUUAGCAUAAAAUUAAAUAAAUUUAUUAAAUCUUAAUCUUGGUGAUAGAGAGCUUAUAAGUGUGGAUUCAUUCACAUUAAAUCUCUUACAAAAUGAAAAAUAAGAAGAUCAAGAAUAAUACGAAAAAGAAACUUAGUAAAUUGCUAACUAUAUUAAAAAAUGGGCAGAUGGUCUUUCUAGACCUAUUAGUGGAACUUUUGUUAAAUUUAAUAAUAAAAAUGGAAUUAUAUAUCCUGAACUUUUAUGA